Messenger RNA from Pediculus humanus corporis (human body louse), 1188 nucleotides. RefSeq lists its product as uncharacterized. Gene Ontology annotation, molecular function: structural constituent of chitin-based larval cuticle. The transcript is spliced from 3 exons. The coding region runs from base 1 to 1188 and encodes 395 amino acids. NCBI's taxonomy places the organism in Eukaryota, Metazoa, Arthropoda, Insecta, Psocodea, Pediculidae. The record is from RefSeq and is a predicted model, not a curated record. Gene Ontology annotation, cellular component: chitin-based extracellular matrix.
AUGUGCACAUUCAUUACACAAUAUGGCUACUACUUGAGGUGUUUGAAAGCAGGCCAACAACAAAAUUAUGUCGACUACGAAUAUCAACCUCAACCGGUUUCGAGACAACCUACACAAUCUGCUGGACUUAGUAGAGCAGCAGCAGCUGCUGCUGCCAAACCGACUCCAGUCCCAAUAAUCAAACAAAUCAACAGACACAACGACGAUGGUUCCUACACUUACGGAUACGAAGGAGCCGAUGGUUCGUUUAAAAUAGAAACCAAAUUACCGACUGGAGAAGUUUCCGGUAAAUACGGUUACGUUGACGAUACGGGAAAAUUGAGAGUCGUCGAUUACGGAGCAAACAGAUACGGAUUUCAACCGGCUGGAGAAGGUAUCACCGUCGCUCCACCGACCCUCGUCGAUGAAACUACCGACAAAACUAAAGAAAAUAGUUUCGCCGAUUACGACGAAGACGUUAUUUUUGCCGGCCCAUCCCAGCAAGCCGUUCCACGACCUGUAGCCAGACAACCGAAACGUCCAAGACCGGCUCCAAGACCUGUUCAAUAUGCCGAACCUCAACCUCAGCCACAACCACAAUAUGUUUCUUACGAAGCUGCUGCUGCCGCCGCUGCUGCUGCUGCUAGGGGUGGUGUUCCAGUUCCGACAGCUAUUCCAGUUCAACACCUUCAAGCUUUCCAACAAGCCGCACCUCAAUAUUCACAACCUCAACCUCAACCACAACCUCAACAAACACAUCAACAAAUACCCCCACAAUAUUUUUCUUUUGAACAACCCAGAAGUUUAUCUCCGAGUCCAAGAUUAGCUCCAGCUCCAGUUCAAGCUCCGGUACAUGCUCCAAUUCAUGCUCCCGUACACGUUCCAGUACACGCACCCGUUCACGCACCCGUCCACGUUCCAGUUCAUUCUCAUGCCUCCGCUCCGACUCAUUCUCAACCCUCUUUCUCAGCCAGAGCAGUAGUACCAACUUCUCUUUCUUCCGAAACUUUAUUCAGACCUCAAGCACUUCCUGCUCAAGUUCAAGCUCCAUCCAGACCGGCUCCCGUCCGGGAACAUCAUUCCAGAGCCGCAGGCGCAUCGGGUAGCGUAUUAGAUUCUCUUCUUCAACAAUACGCUCUUCCACAAGGAGUAGGACAACCACUUCACGAUAUUUCUUUCGGUUCUUAUUCAAGUCAAACAAAUUAUUAA